Prunus persica (peach) is the source of this 1237-nucleotide messenger RNA. RefSeq lists its product as uncharacterized. The record is from RefSeq and is a predicted model, not a curated record. The coding region runs from base 237 to 887 and encodes 216 amino acids. The transcript is spliced from 3 exons. Lineage: Eukaryota; Viridiplantae; Streptophyta; Magnoliopsida; Rosales; Rosaceae.
CCCUCUGAUAAAUUAUAUACGUGUGUAUGUAGCAAAACAAAAAGCCCAAAUUCCUAAAUUCCCAAAUUCCGAACGCAAUAACCCCUCUUCUUCUCCUUUUGGGAUAUAAAUUCACUCUCUUCCUCUUAUCAAUCGAUCAGACCAGAAAUCCCUCACACACAAAGAGGGAGACAACAAACCCUUUUGCUGGUUUCUUCUUCUUCUGGUAUCAUCAGAAGAUUCUCAGAGCCUUAGCCAUGGGGAAGAAGAGAAAGUCCAUAGCCACCAGCCUCGACGAGGUGGAUCGAAGCAUGUACACCUCCUUCUGCAGCGCCGCUAAUUCUCUCUCUCAGCUCUACACUCAGGCCAUGAACCACCAAAAGCUCUCCUUUCAAGCCGGUGAACGCCACGCCCUCGAUAAAAUUUAUCAGUGGAUCAGUAGACAACAAGAAGGAGGCUCAAGAGUUACAACAAUGGAUAUAGUCAGUUAUCUUCAGAAUGAGUUGGACUAUUGUGGAGAGGAGCAGCCGUCAAUGUCCCCCAGGGUGCCACUUCAACAUCAGCAUCUUCAGCCCACUGUGCAUUUCACAAACUCAGGUUUCCCAGUUUCUUCUGGCUCAUCUGGCCCAACAAAUACUGGGCAGGGAAUUCGUUCUGAGCAAUGUGAUCACCAAUCUAAAAAUUCAGUCUUCUCAAAUGCUUUGUCAAGCCCUGUUCGCCAGAGUCUUCAGCACUAUCACAUUUCUCAAGAUGGAUAUUACCCAGGUGCAGGUCUGCCAUCUGGAAAUGGAGCCCGAAACAAUGAACCUAGCUUUCUCCACCCGAACCGGGAUGCUAAUCCUCCAAGUUCCAAUGACACCUCGAUGGACAUGCAUGCAGAUAGUCCUGGUCAUGAUUCUACCUACUAAAAGUUCUUGGACGGAUGGCUGAUCCAAGGAUUCUUUGCCAUAGGACGGUUGAAAAGUCUUGGAAGAACCAUGACAAUACAAAGGUUCUCUUUCAUGCAAUUCCAUAAGUGAAGAAGGCACAACCUAGAAGCGGUAAUGCAAUCAAUUCAAUUUACUUUGGCUGUCUUAUUUGAGAAAAGCUUGGUCUUUUUCUUCUGUAACCAUCUUUUUGGUACCUAUCCUUCUGUUUCAUUUUGUUUUACCAAAAAACCUGUGUUUCUAUUAGGAAUUGCUUCUAAUGUUGAAAGACAAUCUCUGUAAAUGUAUUGAUUCUGCUUUUAUAUUAUAAAGAUUUCAGUCAUUAAAAUCAA